UGUCACGGCCGGGUUCUAGCGGGCGCGCACGCCCAUUGGUGGGCGGUUAUUUGGAGUAAUUAUGCGGCCGCCUAAUGCACUUCGGCGUAAUGCUAUGCCCCUGACGGCUGUAGGAUCAAGGUGUGCUGAAACGGCGUUAGCUGAGGCCCUUGCGUCGGUAUCUGUGCUUCAAGCAGAAGUCUGCUAUCGACGUUUUUCAGUAAUAUUAGUGCCUGAAUUGCAGAGCUCCUGCCCCGUUAGCAUGCAAGAGAGUUUCAGCGCUGUUAUUACCUUAGUAGUUUUUGCAUGGCAAAGCAGUGUUGCUGCCGGAGACAAGCACUGUUCCGACAUUCCGCCCAUGAGGCAUUUUCAAGCGUCAAAGUUCAAUGGGCUCUGGUACGACUUGGCCAAGACUGCUGACUCAUACGGGGAUACUCUGCAAUGCGUGACGACGCAGUACAAAUCUCUCGGUUCUGCGGGCCUGCACAUCAUCAAGAACGCACUGGAUUCCAGCAAUAAUACCAUGUCCUUGGAAGCCGACGCAAUAUUCAUCGACCCAUCGAAGUGCAACGGUGCCACAGUCAUCACCGAAGAUGAUCGCGAGGGUGUUUACUACACUGUCGUCACCACAGACUACAAGGAGUACGCUGUCGUGGUCGCCUGCCCGCUGGACAACGCACCAAUGAUCAAGUGGGCCUGGAUCCAGACGCGAAGACCACGGCUGCGCCGCGGCACUCUGCGGGUGCUACGCCACCUGUUGGAGGCCUAUGGCUUCUCGCCUAGGGAACUAACGCUGCAGAACCUGGAAUCUUGUUCUCGCGCGCGACGGAAACCGUCGAACUCUUCGCACCCGGCCAACGUUCUUCUCUUCUAGAGGCAAUACUCAAUUUCGCCACGAAUACGUCCGCCGCCAUUGCGAAAGCACAGCCGUUCCUCUCAUAAGCGUGUGCAGGGAAAACACUGCCCCAUGCAGCAAUCGUUUGUCGU
Messenger RNA from Dermacentor albipictus, 966 nucleotides. RefSeq lists its product as uncharacterized. Lineage: Eukaryota; Metazoa; Arthropoda; Arachnida; Ixodida; Ixodidae. The record is from RefSeq and is a predicted model, not a curated record.